Schizophyllum commune H4-8 is the source of this 2300-nucleotide messenger RNA. RefSeq names its product subtilisin-like protein. Gene Ontology annotation, biological process: proteolysis. The record is from RefSeq and is a predicted model, not a curated record. Gene Ontology annotation, molecular function: tripeptidyl-peptidase activity; serine-type endopeptidase activity. Lineage: Eukaryota; Fungi; Basidiomycota; Agaricomycetes; Agaricales; Schizophyllaceae. The transcript has 6 exons. Bases 121 to 1974 code for a protein of 617 amino acids.
CUACUAUCUAUCCCCGCGCGGGCGCACAAUGGCAACGGGAGAAGCGUAUAAAGCCCGGCUGCUUGGCAGUCCACCCCCGCCCGCGUUCCCACCGCGCAUCCCUCGGAGUCAACGUCGACGAUGAACGGCCUCACCUGGCGCGCUCUCCUCUCCCUCGUCCUCGCCGCUGCCGCCGUCGCGUCCCCGACGCGCCGCGCAGGCUACAAGGUCAGGCAGACCGUGCGCGCCCCGUCGUACUGGGUCCAGCACUCGGCGGCGCCUGAGGACCAUGUCAUCCGCCUCCGUAUCGGUCUUCCCCAGCCGAACUACCAUCUGCUGGAGGAGGCCGUGUACGCGGUCAGCGACCCCGCGCACAGGAGCUACGGGAAGCACCUCUCGAAGGAGGAAGUCGAGACGUUGAUCGCACCCGAGGACGCCAGCCUCAGCGCUGUCAACGACUGGCUGGCUGAGCAUGGGCUGUCGGAGGAGCACAUUGAGCGCUCCCCCGCUCGCGACUGGGUGAUUGUCAACAUCCCCGUCGCGCUGGCCGAGGAUAUGCUCGACACGACCUACAACGUCUGGAAGAACACUCGCACCGGCGAGACCAUCGUCCGCACGACCGAGUACUCCCUCCCCGAGUCCCUCCACGAGCAUGUCGACGUCGUUCAGCCCACGACCAGCUUCGCCACCUGGAGCAAGCACAAGGCUGGCUACAUCAUCGACGACGACUACCAGGAGUUCUCCCAGUUCGGCUCUGACCGCGCCUCCUUCGCCCCGGCCGUCAACGUUGUCGACUCCAUCGCCGCCGCGAACUACCCGCCGGUCGAUGCUAGCUGCUACGACAAUGUCACGCUUACGUGCAUUCGCCAGCUCUACAACAUCUCCGAUUACACUCCGGACGCGAGCCUGAACAACUCGAUUGCGACCACGGGCUACCUCGAGCAGUUCGCCAACUUCGAGGAUCUCGCAAGCUUCUACGAGGCUCAGCUGCCCGAGGCGGUUGGCACGAACUUCUCUGUCGUGUCUGUCAAGGGUGGGUUAAAUAACCAGUCCCUUGAGGAGGCCGGUGCCGAGGCGAACUUGGAUGUCCAGUUCGCGUUCGGCCUUAGCUGGCCUAUCAACGCUACGUACUACACCACCGCCGGCCGUCCCCCAUUCAUUCCGGACCAGUCCACGACGACGAACACGAACGAGCCGUACAAUGAUUGGCUUGACUACGUUCUCGCCCUUGAGGAGGUUCCCCUCGUCAUCUCCACCUCCUACGGUGAGGCCGAGCAGACCAUUCCCGAGGAUUACGCCCGCAGGGCAUGUGCCGGUUUGGCGCAGCUUGCUGCGCGUGGCGUGACGCUCACCUUCUCGUCUGGUGAUAACGGUGUUGGUGAUGGCAAUGCUGGCAGCAACCACACCUGCUACUCGAACGACGGCCAGGACACCUACAAGUUCCUGCCCGCUUUCCCUGCGUCUUGCCCCUUCGUGACUGCCGUCGGUGGUACCACGAUCAAGGCUGGCCUGCCUGAGGUUGCCGUCUCGCGCUUCUACUCUGGCUCCGGCUUCUCCGACUACUUCGAGCGCCCCGACUACCAGUCUGAGGUCGUCCAGGCCUACGUCGACGCUCUCGGCGAGGACACCUACGCCGGUCUCUUCAACCGCUCCGGCCGCGCAUACCCCGACGUCGCCGCCCUUGGCGACUAUUUCGUCAUCUACCUCUCCGGCCGCGCGGUCCACAUUGGUGGCACGUCCGCCUCGUCGCCCGCUUUCGCUGGCAUCGUCGCUCUCCUUAAUGAUGCCCGCCUCAAGGCCGGCCUCUCCCCGCUCGGUUUCUUGAACCCGCUCAUUUACUCAUUGAACGGCUACGGCUUCAACGAUAUCCUGAACGGUACUUCGACCGGUUGCGGCACCACCGGCUUCAACGUCACCGAGGGUUGGGACCCGGUCACUGGGUUCGGCUCCCCCAACUUCGGUGUCCUGAAGGACUACGUCGUGUCGUUGGAUUAAUUUACUAACGAGCGCUUUGGCACGAGUGCACUAACACCAAACGGGCACCUUUGUGGUAUUUAUCAAGGGUCUGAAUAUUCAUUCGCUGAAGAGACGAUUUCACUGGGACUUCUUUCUUGCAAGGGGAUCCUGCUACUUGCGUAUGUCGUUACGCCAACAUUCUCACAAGGUAAUCGCGGUCACGGGUUUCUCUAUCUCUAUCACAUCUCGGCAGGCCCUCGUGUCCGCUGCGUUCCUUUGUCCUCUUACAGUCUUUCACGGAUGUACCCCGCCGUCCUGCUGCCACCUUCCAUCCUGCCUUCAUCCUCCUCCUCACUCACGUCUUC